AAAAUGAUGCCAUUGGGUCCUUGGGUAACACUUUAAAAGGCAAAAGCAAUGUGGAGCAUUGGGGCGCAUAGAGCCACUCGUGGGAGAAAGAGUGAGCAGUGUUUAGAUACCUGAGACCCUGGCUUUUGAUUUGCCUCUGCCUGGGGUCUGCACAUGCUGCUUGCUCCUGCUCCUUCCUAACGAGUGUAUAGAUUGAGCUCUUUGAAAUGUGAGUAUUAUGGGAAGGAUCGCAGUUGCUUUAAAUUAUAGGAGUUGGCAAGUGCCUGGGAGAAGGAGUGGGAGGCUGUUUAAACUGAGGAAGACAGUUGGAAACGCUGUACACCAGCAUGAGCGCCACGCUUCAAACGCCUUCCCCUGCUCAGAAGAGCACUUUAUUUUUCACCAAGUCGUUUUGGGGAUUCUUUUGGAGCAGCUCCGAGUAAUCAGCAUAUUUCUGCUUUGCAAUUUUUUUUUAAUGGUUUCUAAAUUCAUGGGACAACCAACGCAAGAAAGCCUCAUGUUUGGGGGAAAAGUUUGAUACCAGCAAUGCCCAGAAGAGAGCCAAAGAUGUUUGUCUUGCUCUAUGUCACAAGUUUUGCCAUCUGUGCAAGUGGACAACCUCGGGGCAAUCAGGUCAAAGGAGACAGCUACUCCCCAAGAUACAUCUGCAGCAUCCCUGGCUUACCUGGGCCACCAGGCCCCCCUGGAGCCAACGGAUCCCCGGGGCCCCACGGUCGCAUCGGCCUUCCAGGAAGAGAUGGUAGAGACGGCCGGAAAGGAGAGAAAGGUGAAAAGGGCUCCGCAGGUCUGAGAGGUAAGACGGGACCCCUGGGUCUGGCUGGCGAAAAAGGGGACCAAGGAGAGACUGGGAAGAAAGGACCCAUGGGACCAGAGGGAGAGAAAGGAGAAGUAGGUCCAGUUGGGCUUCCUGGACCAAAGGGAGACCGAGGAGACCAAGGGGACCCAGGGCUGCCUGGAGUGUGCCGAUGUGGCAGCCUCGUGCUCAAAUCCGCCUUUUCUGUUGGCAUCACCACCAGCUACCCUGAAGAAAGAAUCCCUAUUAUAUUUAACAAGGUGCUCUUCAAUGAGGGUGAGCACUACAACCCUGCGACAGGAAAGUUCAUCUGUGCUUUCCCAGGAAUCUACUACUUUUCUUAUGAUAUCACUUUGGCCAAUAAGCACCUGGCCAUCGGGCUGGUGCACAACGGGCAAUACCGGAUAAAGACCUUCGACGCCAACACAGGGAACCAUGACGUGGCCUCGGGAUCCACCGUCAUCUACCUGCAGCCAGAAGAUGAAGUCUGGCUGGAGAUCUUCUUCACAGACCAGAAUGGCCUCUUCUCAGACCCCGGCUGGGCAGACAGCCUGUUCUCUGGAUUUCUCCUCUACGUGGACACGGAUUACCUGGAUUCCAUAUCAGAAGAUGACGAACUGUGACCCCCCCGACUGCAGACCUGAAAGUUUCCAGGUCACCACGGCUGAUGCUUCAAUCUCAUCUGGGUUACUGGAAGGUGGAAGGAGCAGGAAAGAGUUCCAAAGAACUCCUACUCGGAUUCCAGAGCAUCUGCAGACAGUUCUGGAGGAAUUUAUCAAAACAAGAUAAACCACCACGCAGCUAAAACCACACCAACACGAGCGGUCCACAAUAACUCCAGAUAUGGAUUCUCUUGAAAGUCAUGUCCAUGGGGCUGGAGAUACAGCUCAGUUGGUAGAGUGCUUGCCUUGCAUGCACAAGGCCCUGGGUUCAGCCCGCAGCAUCACCAAAAUAAAAUUUAAAAAAAGUAAUGUUCAUAAAUAUUUAAACAAAUUAAAGACAAUAUUGACAAAACUUUUAUUAAAUGCCCAUUGUGAUAAAGUCAGCUGGCGAUGAUAUUGUCCCAUUAAAUAUUCAUAAAAUUACA
Ictidomys tridecemlineatus (thirteen-lined ground squirrel) is the source of this 1880-nucleotide messenger RNA. RefSeq names its product C1q and TNF related 7 (gene C1qtnf7). Lineage: Eukaryota; Metazoa; Chordata; Mammalia; Rodentia; Sciuridae. Gene Ontology annotation, molecular function: protein binding. The record is from RefSeq and is a predicted model, not a curated record.